Molecule: messenger RNA, 1119 nt
Organism: Fonsecaea multimorphosa CBS 102226
Lineage: Eukaryota; Fungi; Ascomycota; Eurotiomycetes; Chaetothyriales; Herpotrichiellaceae
Exons: 2
Coding region: 1-1119 (372 amino acids)
Cellular component (GO): SUMO-targeted ubiquitin ligase complex
Molecular function (GO): ubiquitin-protein transferase activity
Source: RefSeq, a predicted model, not a curated record
AUGUCUACACAGGCUCCUCGAGCAACUGCAACCCCUGCACCGCCCGAUGUCACGAUCGACCUCACAGCGGAUAGUGACAGUGAUGACACUUCCACUGAUUCAGAGUCCUCCCUGCCGAGUCAGGCAUCUAGCCAGCCCCCCCAACGAAGGUCUCGACACCUAGUUGUCGGUAGCUGGGUCGCACGAGCACACGAACAGCACCUAGCCCAACAGCAACAAGAACAUGCACGCAUACGCCAAGAAGCUGCGCGGAGGCAACGAGAGACUGUGCAGAGACAACAAGAACAACAUACCCGUGCUCCGCCUUUUGGCCAAAGACCACAAACACCCGAGGUAAUCGAUCUCGCAGACACGGACGAGUCGGAGUUAGAUAGGGGGGACUUUGAAAUAUCGGUGGACGCGGAUACGCACGAACCCGAAUCCACCUUCUCCCCCUCGGCAAGCCCAGAAGUCGAAUUUGUUGAAGAGAGGCGUGUUGCUCACGCCCAGCGUCAGGAUGCUGCAGCCCAGACGAAUUUCGGCCUUAACGGUCCUCGCAGGUUUAUCCCAGAUUUACUGAGGAGGGGGACACAUUUUAUGUUUGAAAACAUGCACCAUAUCCGUCCAGGCCAUGGCGAAAGGAUUUUGAAUGGUUUUGAUGUGGUUCCGCCUCGGGUCAAUGAUGGACGACUUGGGAACGAUGGUGGCGAUGCUUUCAUCAUCAAUAUGGACUACAGACAACCCGCGUUUUCUCUGGGUCCUAUUGACGUCUUCGACCGCAGCUCCGAAACACCCCAAGUGGUGCCUGAGCCGUACAAAGGGCCUCCAGCAGCCAAAGAAGGCUUUAUCAGGACCUUUGGAGAGGAAGAUAUCAUACUGUGUCCGAUGUGCGGCGAUGAAUUAGCGACUGGCAAAGGGGAUAUCAAGCAGCAGGUCUGGGUGGUAAAAGCCUGCGGACACGUUUACUGCGGCGAAUGUGCCCUCAACCGGUCCAAGUCGAAAACAUCAAAGAAAACCAAAGGCAAAGAGGUUGAAAAGAAACUGGAAUCGCCCAGGUCGGUACCGUUUACGGUAUGCGUUGUCGAUGGCUGUAACAGCAAGGUCAUCCCCAAGCCUGCCAUGUUCCCUCUCUACCUAUGA